Molecule: messenger RNA, 232 nt
Organism: Didymodactylos carnosus
Lineage: Eukaryota; Metazoa; Rotifera; Eurotatoria; Philodinida; Philodinidae
Source: the annotation of a GenBank genome assembly
AUGCCAGGCCUCAGCGAUCGAAGUAAUCCAGUUGGUGAAAGCGUGGACAAUACUCACUUAUUGAAACCAGCCAUUUGGGAUGAAGAAGAUAACAGUCACUUAUUGAAACCAGCCAUUUGGGAUGAAGAAGAUAACAGUCACUUAUUGAAACCAGCCAUUUGGGAUGAAGAAGAUAACAGUCACUUAUUAAAACCAGCCAUUUGGGAUGAAGAAGAUAACAGUCACUUAUUGA